This is a messenger RNA of Caenorhabditis auriculariae, 863 nucleotides long. The record is from the annotation of a GenBank genome assembly. NCBI's taxonomy places the organism in Eukaryota, Metazoa, Nematoda, Chromadorea, Rhabditida, Rhabditidae.
AUGCUCCGACGACUUUCUUCGAAAAAAGAGAAGAAAGAAGACAAUGGCCAUAAGAAACUUUUGGCCAAAUUUAUGGAUUUUCUGAACUCCUCGAUCUGGUCCAUUCCCAUCUCUUCGUUCAUCGAACAAAAAUCGAUCGGUUAGUUUCGUUUGAAUUUUUAAGGGGUCCCUAGGGGGUUUUGGUGUUCUAGUGAGCCCUAUAGGGGCACUUAAAAGACCCCUUUUAAACUCCUAUAGAGGCCUCUCCGUAAUUUCGCAGUGGAAAGUCAAAUUCGAUGCGCCCGACCUGAAACGGGUUGCGCAAGAAGGGUUCCAAAAACCUCAGAAAAAGAUUCUGGCCUAUUUUUUUUUCGACUUUUCACGAAAAACUCUUUAAUAGGGCGCAAAUGAGUCAUUUAUCGCGGCUAUUUUUGGAUUUGUCAUAGUGAAUCCUCCUCAUUAAAUCAUGAAAAUCACGAGAUUCUGAAUCAUGAAGCAAAUGGGAACAAAUCAAGCAUCUAAUUAACUAAUUAGACACGUUUUUAAUCGAAAAACUUCAUCUGAAACGAAAAAAUAAGUUAAAUUUGGUGAGAAAUAUCACAAAAAACGAGAAAAAGUUGCAGUUUUCGACCGGCAACAGAUGGAAACGGACGUCUACGUCGAAAUCCACAAAGAAUACACCAAUCUCAUCGAUACUUUGGUGGGAAACUCGAGAAAAAUGGGGAAAAAUGGAUAUUUUGUAGAUCGAAUGCUUCUGCGAGGACGUCGGAAGCAGUGGACAGAAAUUGGUGGAAGCCCUCAACACGUUGGAUCGCACUAAUCUUGGGGUCAAACAACGGGUGAGUUUCAGAAAAAGGGAGGAAAACAGCGGCUUAAAGGCAUAG